This is a messenger RNA of Drosophila ficusphila, 836 nucleotides long. RefSeq names its product tetratricopeptide repeat protein 12. The record is from RefSeq and is a predicted model, not a curated record. Bases 80 to 757 code for a protein of 225 amino acids. NCBI's taxonomy places the organism in Eukaryota, Metazoa, Arthropoda, Insecta, Diptera, Drosophilidae. Gene Ontology annotation, molecular function: protein binding. The transcript has 4 exons.
ACCUAAGUAAGACUUACACACUGAAUUCACAGACUUACUAUCAGAUAUUCAAAAGCACCAAAAAAACAUAAAAACAAAAAUGAACGCUGACGAAAGCUUUUUAACUCAACGUUCCCUAAUCAUGGAUGUGAUAAGGCAGCUGGAGGACAUUCAAAAUGCCAAUAAAAUGGACACUGGUACCAAGGGCAAGGAGGAAAAGAAACCCGAAGUGGACCUUUCCCAGGGAGUAACCAACACUAGUUUUGUGGUCUUUGCUCGAGACAUUCGCAAGAAAUCCUCACGACCAUUUAAAAGGGUUCACAAGAACUCCAACACCAGUCAAAUAUCAUUCAUGCGUCAAAUUGACGCUUCGCCAAAGGAACGCGCUGAAGCACGACGUGAUCGAGAAAAUGUUGCUGAUAGUUUUCGAAGACUCGGCAAUGAGGAGUACCGUCGCACUAACUAUGAAAAGGCUAUAUAUUAUUAUUCAAAAGCCAUUCAGUAUGUUGCGGAUUCACCAGUUCUUUAUUGCAACCGAGCUCUGGCCAAAAUAAAAAAAAGGGAUUUUAAACUGGCUCUUUUUGAUCUGGAUUACGUGAUCUUCAAGCUGGAUCCGAUUCAUCUGAAGGCCUGGCUUUAUAGAGCUGGAGCUCUGGCUCGUCUUAACAAUGAAGAGGAAUCUAAUAAUGCCAUUGCCACAGCUCGAGUCCUUAACAGAUCCAAAAAGGAUCAAAAGUACAUAGACUUUUUCCUAGAGAAACUGAGAACUGAUUUCUAGAGCAAAGAAUGAUUUUGUAUUAACCUUUACUUCGAGUUUUUGAGGCAAAUGAAAAUAAAAAAUUUAAUAUGUUGUAAUA